GAAGAGGCAGACGAAAAAAUAGAAAAAAAAAAUUAUAGGAAUCUUCUUCUCAACAUUAAUGGCUACGAUAUUUUCCGGCGGCCGUGAAGAUUACUACUUUUGCUAACAUUUAAUUUCACACAUUUCGCAUUAAUAGUAAUAAAUUCCUCAGUUACUUCUUCAUCUACCCCCCUCUCCCUUUCCUUCAAUUCCGAUUUCAGUUUUUUUUUGUUUCUCCAAAUUCUAAAGUUUCGAUUUUUUUUGGAGUUCACACAAGUUGGUAUCGAUUCUCCUCAUGUCGGGUUCUCUCGAUCGACUCACAAGACCUUGUUUCUCAAACAAUGGUGGUGAUAAAAGAGAAAAGAAGUCAGAUUUGGAAGUUUCAGAAGAUGAGAAGAAAGCUAGAAUUGGUGGUCUUUUCAGGAAGAAGUCAUCUUCCAAAACCAAAUUCAGAGAUUCCUUGAAGAGGAAAGGGAGCAGCAGCCGCAGGGGGGGAAGCAUUGACCGGACACUCUCUCUUACUUUCGAAGACAUACAUGAUGCUGAAGAAUUAAGAUUUGUUUCUGAAUUCCGACACUCACUCAUCUCUGAUCAUUUGCUUCCUCCUAGCCUUGAUGACUAUCACAUGAUGUUGAGGUUCCUGUUUGCUAGGAAAUUUGAUCUUGGAAAAGCAAAGUUAAUGUGGACUAACAUGAUCCAAUGGAGAAGGGAUUUUGGCACUGACACUAUCUUGGAGGAAUUUGAGUUUCCGGAAUUGGAUGAAGUUCUCAAGUGCUACCCUCAGGGAUAUCAUGGUGUUGAUAAGGAAGGGAGACCUGUUUACAUUGAAAGAUUAGGAAAAGUAGACGCAAACAAACUCAUGCAAGUUACUACAUUGGAAAGGUACCUGAGAUAUCAUGUUAAAGAGUUUGAGAAAACUAUUACUGUCAAGUUCCCAGCUUGCUGCAUUGCUGCUAAGAGACACAUUGACUCCAGUACAACUAUCCUAGAUGUUCAAGGCCUGGGUUUAAAAAAUUUCACUAAAACUGCUCGAGAUCUUAUAAUCCAGCUGCAAAAGAUUGAUAGUGAUAACUACCCUGAGACUCUUCACCGUAUGUUUAUCAUCAAUGCCGGCUCUGGUUUCAAAUUACUUUGGGGCACGGUGAAAUCAUUUCUUGAUCCAAAGACUGUCUCCAAGAUACAUGUCCUUGGCAACAAGUACCAGAACAAAUUACUUGAGAUGAUUGAUGCCAGCCAGCUGCCAGAUUUUCUCGGCGGUACUUGCACUUGUGCAGAUCAGGGAGGUUGUAUGAGAUCUGAUAAAGGACCGUGGAAAGACUCUGAGAUACUAAAGAUGGGUCGCAGUGGUGGGACGUUCUGUAGGCAUGCUGGUGCGUUCCUAACCAGUGAUUCCCAAAUAUCUUCAUCUGAUAUGCCAACUGAUUCUGGGAUGAAAGUUAGUGACCCAUCAACAGCAGAGUCAGGGUCUGAAUUGGAAGAGAUGGUUUCACCGAAAACAAAUUUGAACAAUCAUGUACCCAAGUUGACUCCUGUUACUGAAACUAUCAAAGACAAUGGUAACACAAGUCCUACUGUUUUAUCUGAGUAUGAGGAGUGUGUACCAAUGGUGGACAUAGUUGUGGAUGUUGCUUGGCAGCCCAAAGAGAUGUCAAACGCUUCUGAAGGUCCGCAAUAUACAUCAAGUUUGGGCAAAAUAGGAUUGGUGAGUCAUAUCAGGAGUUGGCUAACUGUGUUCUUCAUGAACUUUUUCACACUCGUGUCUCUGGCUCUGCCACAGCCUAAAGAAAACUCACAGUUGCAUCCUUCAAGCGCUAGAGCUGAGCUGUGUGAUGAAGAUAUUGCUAGGGAAUCCCGUCCUCCUUCACCUUCUCGUUCAACGAUCACUGAAAGAGUUAUCAUUUCCUCUGUUUUAAGCAGACUCGGUGAUCUUGAGAAACAGCUAGAAACUCUUCACAUGAAGAAAUUCGAGAUGCCUCACGAGAAAGAGGAGUUGCUGAAUGCUGCUGUUUAUCGCGUGGAUGCACUAGAAGCAGAGCUCAUCACCACGAAAAAGGCGUUGCAUGAGGCUUUAAUGAGGCAAGAUGAACUUUUGAGUUACAUAGACCGACAAGAGGAAGCUAAGUACCGGAGAAAGAAGUUCUGCUGGUGAAGAACUCGAGUUUGCGAGGUAAAUUAGUAAAAAAAUUGGUUGUUCAAGGAUCUGAUCAUAGACCAUGGACCAUUGAAUUACACAAGUAGGUCUGAAAGCAAAUAUCUCUGUCGAUACGUAAUGUAUAUAAUAUAAGAAAAAACUUGUAUUGUCAAACAAAAAAAAAAGCUUGCAGUGAGAUUUCAACUGGAUAUCUUUUGUUUUUGUUGAAUUGCUUUGAUACUAUCGGAUUGUGUGAAUGAUUAA
Messenger RNA from Camelina sativa (false flax), 2374 nucleotides. Its product is annotated as phosphatidylinositol/phosphatidylcholine transfer protein SFH4. The record is from RefSeq and is a predicted model, not a curated record. NCBI's taxonomy places the organism in Eukaryota, Viridiplantae, Streptophyta, Magnoliopsida, Brassicales, Brassicaceae.